Linum tenue is the source of this 234-nucleotide messenger RNA. The record is from the annotation of a GenBank genome assembly. Lineage: Eukaryota; Viridiplantae; Streptophyta; Magnoliopsida; Malpighiales; Linaceae.
AUGCUGCUUGGUGAGCUUACGAUCACUCUUCAGGACGUUGCCACACUGAAUGGUAUAUCGAUCGAUGGUGAGGCCGUCAUAGUAGACGUACCGGAUCGGGAGUGGUCGGAGACGUGUAUCAGACUGUUAGGACAUGCUCAUAACGAUCUUAACGGGGGUGUCGUUAAGAUUACUUGGCUAAGGGAGCAUUUCAACAAUCUGCCGCCAAAUGCAUCACCAGAGAUUACAGAGUAG